Messenger RNA from Limulus polyphemus (Atlantic horseshoe crab), 7103 nucleotides. Its product is annotated as rho GTPase-activating protein 44-like. Gene Ontology annotation, cellular component: cytoplasm; intracellular anatomical structure. The record is from RefSeq and is a predicted model, not a curated record. Bases 400 to 3168 code for a protein of 922 amino acids. NCBI's taxonomy places the organism in Eukaryota, Metazoa, Arthropoda, Merostomata, Xiphosura, Limulidae. The transcript is spliced from 16 exons. Gene Ontology annotation, molecular function: GTPase activator activity; protein binding. Gene Ontology annotation, biological process: regulation of actin cytoskeleton organization; signal transduction; regulation of Rac protein signal transduction.
UCAUACUCUUAUUUUGAGUAGUCGAGUAAAUGUUGUAUGUCGGUUUUCAGAUUUUUGUACAUGGGUAAUGGUAUUUGGACAGCAAAUUAUAUUGUUGGAGUACCCAAAGAACUUUGGAACCCAUGAAAAAAUCUCAUGUCCAUUUAUAGUGUGUUACAUAAAUAUAUUUUUUCCAGUGUAAAUUAAUUCACCGUGCAGCCAACUAUUGAACUAUGACUAUGCCCAUUUUGAGUUUAUUAGUGACGUUAUAAUUGUUAGUAUUAAUCUUAAAGUAUUAGAAACAAUUUUAUUGUUUCAAAAAUCAUAAAAGUCAACAUCGUGGAAAGUUGUAAUAAAAAUAAGCCAACAACAGUAUAAGAAAUUAUAACUUAUGCAGAGUUACAUUCAGUCAAUGUGAAAAUGAAGAAGCAGUUUCUUAGAGUCAAACAGAUUGCAGAUCAGACCUUUCUCCGAGCAGAGAAGACUGAAGUCUUGACAGAAGAUCUGGUCAGUGCUGAGAAACGCGUUGAACUGGUCAAGCAGUCCUGCCAAAAUACUGCAAAGAAAGUUGCAGGAUGUCUACAGAGUGGAGGAACAGAUGUUUCAGGUCCAGAAAAGAGGCUGAAAAAGCUCAGAGAAAUUGUAUUAUCUCAGUGUAUGGCAGAAAACAGUGGAAUCCUUGGUGAAAGUUCUAUUUUAGGUAUAAUCUUUGGAAAAUGUGCCUCUCUGCAAGAAAAGUUGGGAAAAGAAAUAAUGCAGUAUGAAAUGACUGUAGAAGAACAACUUUUAACACCCAUUGGAGAAUUUUUAGAGAAUGAUGUUCCCAAUAUCACCAAGUUAAGAAAACUUUUGAACAAACUAACAUUAGACAUGGAUUCAGCACGUUCUAGGUAUCAGACUGCUGUUCGACACAGUCACCAACAAACGGGAGGAGCAUUACACAAUUCAGCAGCUAAAGCAGAUGUAUUAAAAGAAGAACUGGAAGAUGCUUCAUUGAAAGUUGAACAGUGCAAGGAUACCUUGGCUGCAGAAAUGUAUGCACUUUUUAAAAGAGAACCUGAAUUUGCCCAGUUAUUUGUGGACUGGUACAAGUAUCAAGCAGAUUGUCAUAGAAAAGCUCUACAUAUUUUGGAAGAGUGGAUUCCAUUGUUGGAAAGCGAUAUUCAAGAUUUCAACCAUAAACCAGUUUAUGGGACACAAUUAUCUGAACAUCUUCGAGUCACGGGUAGACAAAUAGCAUCAGUGAUAGAAAUGUGUAUUUGUUGUUUGUUAGAGAAUGGAAUGAAUGAAGAGGGCCUUUUCAGAAUAGCUGGAAGUGCAUCCAAAGUGAAAAAAUUGAAAAAUUCUUUUGAUGCUCUUAUUGCAUUUGAUCUAACAGAGUAUGCCCGAGAUCCCCACACUGUGGCAGGAGCUCUCAAAUCAUACCUACGUGAACUACCAGAACCUCUCUUGACAUUUGACCUCUAUGAUGAAUGGAUGAAUGCAGCAAAAACAGUUGACCCAGAGGCAAGGCUGCAAGCACUAUGGCAGGUACUACACCAGCUUCCUGAAGCCAACCGAAACAAUCUGAGGUACAUCAUCAAGUUUCUUGCAAAGUUAGCUACAUAUGCUGAGGUAAACAAAAUGUCACCACAAAAUAUAGCCAUAGUCUUUGCUCCUAAUCUUAUCUGGGGACCUGAUCAGGAUUCCAUGCAGUUUGGUAUGAACAUGUCUGUUGCCAACAUUCACAGCAUCAUUGUUGACUCUCUAGUGACCUAUGCUGAUUGGUUCUUUCCUGGAGAGACAAAUUUUUGUAUUACGUCUCCACCAGUUUCAAUAAAUCCAGGUAAAAACCUAGCAACAGCCUGUCAACCAGAGUGCCCAACUCAUAAUGAAGAAGAGUCAGAUCCAGAUCAAGGUGGAAGUCCACCUGACAGCUUGACAACAAGUCCAGUUGCUAAUAGCCCAAAACCAAUCCACCGUCCAGGCAAAAAACCUGCUCCUCCAGCCCCAGGUAUUCAGCAAAAGGAAAAGACAAGAGUGUCAGAAAAGCAUAACUUAGAAAGAUCAAUAUCUUACAACCAGGAUAAGCAAUCAAACAUUCAUAGUAUACAACCUGGUUCUUUCGAGAAGCUUUCAAGUUAUGAUCGACAGACAUCAACUCUCCCUCGAAACAUUGCUGGAGCUCCAAGAAAAACAGAGCGUCUAUCCAUAAUACAAAGACGGUCACAUGAAAACCUGUCUGGUAUUGUUUCUGAAAAAUCAGCUGUAACAAAGACUGAAAAAGUUGAGAGACCAGAAAAAACUGAGAAGCUACUCUUGUAUUCUACUAAUUCACUAGAUCGUAAAAGUAAAUUAGUAAAGGUAGAGAGACCACCAUUAGCCCCUCGUCAUUCAAAAUUAAGUAGUCACAUAGAAAAACCAAGUGUUCCUCCUCCUGGAAUUCCUGUAAAAAAUUCUGCAAGUUCAAUUGAUAGACCAUCCGUCCCACCACCUGAAAGACCAACCAAAGCAGACAAACUUUCAAAGCCAGUUGAAUUACCUGAAACUGGAAGAAAACUUUCACUACCCGAAGUUGAUGAGAACUCUGAAAAUACUAACCAGAAGUUUUCAUUUUCACAUACUGAUACAGAACCUUCAUUAUCAUUAAUUAAUGAUAAUACUGUAGCUGACAUAAUAGGACAUUGUGAAGUUGUUGGAUAUCAAAACGAAGACUCACAGUUUAUUCAGUUACAGAAGAAUUCAUGUGAAGAUACUGAAGUGAUUGAAAAACCACAGCAAGUUGCUACUCUUGAUCCAGGACAUACAACCAAACAGGAUAGAUGGAAUUUUCUGACUUCACAAUCUGUUGAAAAACCACCAGAAAGGCCUCCUCGCAUCAUUCCACCACCUCAUGACACUACCGAUAAGGACUGGGGUUUAGGUGGUGAGUCUUCCAGUGACUUAGAAGACAUUAAGACCUGUGUUGGUGUCUGUCACCAAGAGCAACCACCAGAACGCCCACCUCGAAGUAAUCAGGCUGUUACUGAAUCAUCCACUAACCAACCUGGUGAAAAACCAUAUUGUGCAUUAAUCCAAGUUGGAGGACUGGGUACUAUUAAAGUUCCAUCCUCUCCCAGUAGUGUGCGUAGCAAGCCCCCCCGUCCACAGCCACCUCCACCACCUGUUAAACCCAAAGUUAAUGCUGUCUCUGAAGACACACGUCUUUAGUUACUCCUACAGAAUUUCCUUAAUGCUAAAACAUGCAAAAUUUGGUAUUACUUACAGCUCAUAAACAAAGUAUUUUUUUCAAAUAAAUUUAACAUCGCGGUGAUCUUUUGUGGUGCCUUAUAAAUAUAGGUGCUCCAGUAUUCUAGUCUUGCUUUGUCUUAAGAAAAAUAGUCAUUUGAAAUACAUCACAUUAAUUGUAUUACAGUUUUGUUAGUUCAUUCACAAAGUGAUUUGACAUUGUGUCGUAUAACAUUUCAGUUUUAUUGUGGAGAAAUAUGUAGCAAUUCACCUUUAAGGUAAAGGAAAACAUUGUCAAGCUCUGUAUAAAUGUUGAAUAAUAUUUAUGCAACUGUGUUGUUAAAACUGGAAAAUUAAUGGUGAGUAGUAAUAUAAGUUUCUGAUAAAGUUAAUAAAUUGAACACACCAUUCUUUUGGCGGUCUAUCUUUCAGAAAAGGAAAGAAACAGUUUGUGUAUGAACCAGUUCCUACAUGGACAUGUUUUUAAUAGUAGAUAUCAUUGGAUUUGGAUGGGGUUUUUUUUUUCAAUUUUUUAAAUAAUUAUAGGUGCAAUGUGUUGCACUUUAAUUGGAUAUCUUCUUGAUAAGUGUUGAAAUACAUAUUGAGUCAAUUAUGAAUCAGCUUAGUGCAUCAUUUGAAAAAUAUAAUUGAGAGUAAAGGUUUCACUUAGGAUUUCAAGUCUGAGAAAAGACAAACUAUUAGAUGUGUAUACUGAUAUACAUGUAUAGAACAUUGAAAGACAAAUGUACUGAAUGAUGUCAUUGUUCGAAAGUAGUAGGGUAAAUAAAAUGUAUGGGCUCUCCAGAUGUAUAAAGAUUUGUCAGAUAAUAUUUUGGUAGGUUUUAGGUUGUAAUAUGUUUUAUGAAAGAAUUUAAACUUGCUUGGAUUAAGAUAAUGAUAAUGGAAAGGUAAGUAAUUCAUUAUAUUAUUUGUAUGAUGGAUCUCCUCUUAAAAGGAUUUUAAAUUAUGGGUUUAAUUGAGAACUACUAUGCAUGAAGAAUGUAUAGUUGGUUAUGAGAUUGCAGUUUUGGGUUACGUGUAUAAAUUUUAUACUUUAUUAUACGCUGGUGUUGAUGUGCAUCUUCGUGUUAAUACUUCAAACUUCUUUUACUCAGUUAAUCACUGUUUAUACUUAAAUGUGUUAAGGUAUAAUGAUUAUUUAAUCCAGAGAGAAAGAAUACCCCAAAAUUAUUCUUAUGUUGAUGUUUAGUGAGGAACCUACUGAACUGAAUAAUUAAUUCAAAAAUAUAAUAACAGCAAUUUAAAAGUAGGCAAAUUCUGAUUUUAAUGAUUACAACAUUAUAAACCAGAGCAUUGGAUCAUCAUGAGGUAAAAUUUACAUUCAAAAAAGGUACUAGAGUGUAACUUUCAUCUGAUGAUGACCUUAUACUCUGGGUCAAAAUGUAGUAAUCAUUAAAACCAGAAGUUGCCUAAUUUGAAGUUCCUGUUAUUGUAUUUGUUAAUUAAUUAUUCCUGUGUCGAUUAUUUAUAUUUUGACAGUGUUCCUUACUAUUGAUAAAUAGCCUACAGAAAAAUUCCUUGUUAAAAAAAACAUUACGGAACUGGACCAACAAUUUUGUUUAGCAAAGAUACAAGUUGAAAUCAAUACCAACAAGAAUUAGAAUCACCUUGUUGGUACAGAUGUCUCUGUAGAUAUGAGAUUAUUCUCAACUGAAUCAAGAAAGUGUUUUAUUAAUCUGGAGAGAUUACUCAGUCACCAUAUUAGAUUUGUCCUUGAUAUGUGCCAAGUUAAAUGGUUAAACUUGUAUUUAGGAUUUUUUUUUAAUUUAGACUUACUGAUCAAGAAAUAUAUUUAUAAAAUAUGAAAAUCAAGAAUAUUUAAAUAUUUUCUGCAGUUUAUAUGGGUACAAAAAUUUUAACCUCAGUUAUAUUCUGGAAGCAAGAUUGUAAUGUGCAAAAGUUUUAAUUGUAGAACUAGAACUGUUCUUUUAAGCCUACUAAAAUGUGAAUUGUUUUCAGAAACAAUGUAUACAUUGUUGCCACAUUAUAAUUAUGUAUAUGUUGUAACCUAUUUUGUGCUAAUUCUGUGACUCCAUGCUAUAAAUCUAUUGAAUUUUGAAUAUUCACUAAGCUACAAAGGAAUUAUAAAUGCUAACACUCUUAUUUCUAGAGUGCUUUGAUCAUUUUGGUUAGGUUCAAUAAAUUACUUUAACUCUAAGAAUUUAGAUCAGUCGAUUUCAUAUUAAAUUUCACAUCAUUAAGACAGAAUCAGAAUGAGAAAUGUUUUGAUUGACAUACCUUAGUUACUGAAAAUUAUUAGCUUUUGCUGUAAUGAAAUAACAUCCAAUUUGGUGAAAGAUUGUUUUUACUCUGUUAAAUUAUGUUUUUUGAUAUAUUUAAUUUGCUGUGUUUUCAGCAUUAAGACUUGUAGACCACACUUUUAUUCAUUUGUUGGUUAAAAAGUUAUAUAACCACUUAUUAAUGUGAUAUGCUGUGAGAGGCAGACUACAUCAGGUGUUUUAUGUACAAAAGCCCAACCCAUUAACCUACCAAGUCCAAUAAAGCCAAACCCACUGAUGUAUGAAGUUAUACUUAACCAUAUCAAGGUGGUAGAUCACUUUCUGUUACAUAAGUUUCUGUAAUGUUUUAUUUGCUUAUACAGUAGCUAUGGUUAUUGUAAGCUAUAAUGUUCCAACCUAUUGAAAUACAAAACUACUAAAUUUUUAUUAAGAAGUUGGAUACUUUUUUUUAGUGUUGUGAAAGGUUCACUUUGUGGCAUGCUAUGUAUACGUGUGUAUGUGCUUUGGUCAGAUGAAAACAGAAAUGUUCUUUUUAAAGUUAUGAGAAUCAUUUUGUUGCUUUUGAUGAUAAAUCUUGAAACCUUUAUCUGCUCCACUGUUAUAUUGUGCAUACUAAUAGCCAGGAUGUGGUAUCAGAUAAGAUUUAGUCUGCUAAAAUAACAGGCUUAUGGGGAUAAUAUAACUACUAUAUGGUUGUGUAAUAUGUAUGUGACAAAUAUUGCUAUGUAUAUAAUCAGUCUUCCUUGCUAAUAAGAGAAAAUCUUGCAACUACAGUGGCUAUUUUUAAACAAAGCAUGUUUCAACUCUUCAGUGCUCUACACUUGUCAAAAUCAAAACUGAAUUAAAGAAAUCACUUUAUUUAAAGCUCAUUUAUCUUGUGAUUAGUUUGUGCAGCUUGGUUUAAGAUUGUGUAUCAAAAGUUACAUUGAGUAUGCAUUGUGGAUUUUGUUUGUGUAUCAGGGUUUUCUCAGGAGUUCUGUUAAACUCUUGUUUUUCAUUAAAAUGACAGUCACAUGAUAGCUAUGUUCUAUAAUUUUAGAGGAUAUGUGAUUGCAAAGAACUCCCACAUCAUUGGGAUACUCUUUUUGAGUCUUAAAAUGGUGGAUGUUUACAGUUAUACUGCAGUUAUCAAAUUUUGCAUAGUAUCAAAUUCCUUAUGAUCAUCAUUUAAAGAAGUAUGAAAAAUAAGAGUUUUAAACACUUAUGAACAAAUACUACAUUAUUAAUACAAAUUAUGUACAACAUUUGUUGUAUGUUUAUAAGAUUUUAAGUACUGUACAUGAUACCUGAAACAUUUGAAUUUUCUUCGACUUUGGCUAGUUUGAAAGUUAAUGUGUGUUACAGGUUAGGUAGUUAAAGCUUAUACAUCAAUUACUUAUAAUUCCUUUUAAAAAGUGGAAUAUUUUUGUAUCUCGGUUGUUUCCAUAACUUAACAUUAUCCAGACUUUUUCUCAGAACAUAGUUAAAAACUAUAUACAUUAACAGUAUUCACCAUUAUCAAGAUCCAAAGGUUUGUAAUAUAUAUAUACAUAUAUACUUGUGUGUGUGUUUAUUGUUUACAGUAUUUGAAAGUAGUAUGUAACACAGGGUUUUAGUGAGUUUACUGUGUUCAGUCACUUCUGAUACUGGUUUUCAGAAAAUAAAUGUUAAGAGCUC